Messenger RNA from Alternaria incomplexa, 1284 nucleotides. RefSeq lists its product as uncharacterized. The transcript is spliced from 2 exons. The record is from RefSeq and is a predicted model, not a curated record. Lineage: Eukaryota; Fungi; Ascomycota; Dothideomycetes; Pleosporales; Pleosporaceae. Gene Ontology annotation, molecular function: pyridoxal phosphate binding. Gene Ontology annotation, biological process: biosynthetic process. Bases 1 to 1284 code for a protein of 427 amino acids.
AUGGGGAGCAAAACGCAUUCGGCGCCGUUGCAAAACAAGUUACAAGAACUACUCGAUCGCCGACGGACAAACGCAACACUCCGUAAUCUGACAUUACCACUUCAAAAUCAGACCGACUUCUCGUCCAACGAUUUUCUGUCGCUGUCCACUUCGCCACAACUCAAAUCGGAGUACCUUCAAGAGCUGCAAAGAAUUGAUUUGCCAUUGGGUAGCGGCGGGUCAAGACUCCUAGAUGGCAACUCGACGUACGCUGAACAACUGGAGCAAGAGAUUGCCAACUUCCACGGAGCCGCAUCUGGACUGCUGUUUAACAGUGGUUUUGAUGCGAACGCCGGCUUCUUUGCGAGUGUACCGCAGCCGGGAGACGUGAUAGUCUAUGAUGAGCUCGUACAUGCAAGCGUUCAUGAUGGCAUGAGGUUAUCACGAGCGGGGAAGACGAUUGCUUUUGAACACAACUCCAUAUCUGAUCUAAAGAAGACUCUGGUAGCAGUUCUUGGUGAAAAUGAUGGCGUACGAGACAAGAGCUGUAAUGUGUUUGUGGCAUUGGAAUCCAUCUACAGUAUGGACGGAGACGUAUGUCCGUUGAAAGAGAUGGUGGAGGUCGUAGAAGAAGUCUUGGGCCCUGAACGAGGAUACAUCGUUAUGGACGAGGCACAUUCCACUGGAGUAUUAGGGCCAGAGGGUAGAGGAUUGGUUUGUGAACUAGGCCUAGAGAAACAUAUAUUCGCGCGACUACACACCUUUGGCAAAGCCGUAGCGGCGAACGGAGCAAUCCUUCUCGGCUCAGACACCUUGCGUCAUUACCUCAUCAACUACGCACGUCCGCUCAUCUACACGACAUUCCUCUCCUACCCCUCGCUGGCCCUCAUACGCUCUUCGUACCGACUACUUCAGUCUGGUCAGAGCGUGAAACUACAAGCCCAUCUACAGCAUCUCACCCAGCAUCUCUACACUAGCCUCGGUCAUCUCCAAAGACACUCGAAAUCGGCUAGUCAAGCACUCACAGUUCCAAGUGCAUGCCCGAGAUCGCCUAUAUUCGCAGUACAGCUGGCAAGACCAAAGGUUCUAGCAAGCUUUCUGCAAACUCAUGGUAUGAUGGUCAGAGCCGUGGUACCGCCAACAGUGCCGGUGGGUACUGCGAGAGUGAGGAUCUGCCUACAUGCUGGUAACACAUCAGCGGAGGUGGAAAAGCUUGUUGAAUUGCUGGGAAGAUGGUGCGAAAGUCAAGCCGCUGAGCAGUUACAAGACCAUGUACAGGAAGCAGUUGUGCGAGCCAAAAUCUAG